Molecule: messenger RNA, 1960 nt
Organism: Drosophila willistoni
Lineage: Eukaryota; Metazoa; Arthropoda; Insecta; Diptera; Drosophilidae
Product: actin-42A
Exons: 2
Coding region: 182-1312 (376 amino acids)
Biological process (GO): mitotic cytokinesis
Source: RefSeq, a predicted model, not a curated record
ACCAAUUGAUUUCAGAUAUUUCGUUUAAAUACAGUGGUGGAAAGUUGAAAAGUACAGUGGAAAAAGUAGGCGUCGUCAAUUGAAAUUCGUCUGUCAUUGUGCCAAGUAGUAGUUUUGCGGAGCUCGAAAAAAAAUUCAUCCAUUUCCAUAAAAGAAAGUAUUAAUUAAUUAAUCAAUCAGAAUGUGUGACGAAGAGGUUGCUGCUUUAGUUGUUGACAAUGGCUCCGGUAUGUGCAAGGCCGGUUUUGCCGGUGAUGACGCACCCCGUGCCGUCUUCCCAUCGAUUGUUGGCCGUCCACGUCACCAGGGUGUGAUGGUCGGCAUGGGACAAAAGGACUCGUAUGUGGGUGAUGAGGCACAGAGCAAGCGUGGUAUUCUCACCUUGAAAUAUCCCAUUGAGCACGGCAUUGUGACCAACUGGGAUGAUAUGGAGAAGAUCUGGCACCACACCUUCUACAAUGAGCUGCGUGUGGCCCCCGAGGAGCACCCCGUGCUGUUGACCGAGGCCCCACUCAAUCCUAAGGCCAAUCGCGAGAAGAUGACUCAGAUUAUGUUUGAGACCUUCAACACUCCGGCCAUGUAUGUGGCUAUUCAGGCUGUGCUGUCCCUGUAUGCAUCGGGUCGUACCACUGGUAUCGUUCUGGAUUCUGGUGACGGUGUCUCUCACACUGUGCCCAUCUAUGAGGGUUACGCCCUGCCCCAUGCCAUUUUGCGUCUGGAUUUGGCUGGUCGCGAUUUGACCGACUACUUGAUGAAGAUCUUGACUGAGCGUGGCUACUCUUUCACCACCACCGCUGAGCGUGAAAUUGUCCGUGAUAUUAAGGAGAAAUUGUGCUAUGUCGCUUUGGACUUUGAGCAGGAGAUGGCCACAGCUGCUUCAAGCUCGUCGUUGGAGAAAUCAUAUGAGUUGCCCGAUGGACAGGUCAUCACCAUUGGCAAUGAGCGUUUCCGUUGCCCCGAAUCACUGUUCCAGCCCUCAUUCUUGGGCAUGGAGGCCUGUGGUAUUCAUGAGACUACCUACAAUUCGAUCAUGAAGUGCGAUGUGGAUAUCCGUAAGGAUUUGUAUGCCAAUACCGUCCUAUCUGGUGGUACCACCAUGUAUCCAGGCAUUGCUGAUCGUAUGCAAAAGGAGAUCACCGCUCUGGCUCCGUCCACCAUGAAGAUUAAGAUUGUUGCUCCACCAGAGCGUAAAUACUCCGUAUGGAUUGGUGGCUCCAUUUUGGCUUCUCUAUCCACAUUCCAACAGAUGUGGAUCUCUAAGCAGGAGUAUGAUGAGUCUGGUCCAUCCAUUGUUCAUCGUAAAUGCUUCUAAAUAAUUCCACCCACAACAACACCAACAACAACUACGAUGAUGAUGAUGCCUGCGGCUGGCUAAAACUGGGCGUGCCUCCUCUUGACCACAACAACAACAACAACAACAAAAAAUCACGUCAGUUCGAUGAAUAGAGGAGAAAGAGAGAAAAUGCACGGGCAACCGCAUAAUGAUUGCAUUCCAAAACAAAAUAAAAACUACUUUUAUACACAGUUUUAUACAAGAAGACCAUAAAGCAUACGAUCUAAAAAAUCUAUAUUACGAUGAUGUAUGGGAAAACCUACCCACACGCACACCGACACACACACAUACACAAACACCCACACACAACAACAACUUACACAUUAAGCAAAAGCCCAUUUUGUGUUCUAAUAUCGAAAUUGAUCAAGUUCAUAAAGCACAUUGGCAUUUAUUAUAUUAUAAAAUAAUCAUAUUUGGCAUUUACAAAAUAUUAUCAAUAUACACACACACACAAAACACACACACAUUAAGCUACUUCCAUUGCAUUCCUAUUGCAUACAUUCCAAAACAAAAAGAAAAUGAAAAGCAUACAUAUUCCAUACCAUACCAUACCAUACCAUACCAUUCUCUAAUUGUAACCGCUUAGGUAAAGAAUAAAGAAAAAGCGAUGAAGAACUGAAAACAUAA